AAUCAUAAUCUCUGUUUAUCGUGUGGUCAUUAUAGUUAUAGUGGAUCAGUAAUUUUAGGCAAGGUGCCAAUAAAAUUCCAGAAAUAAACUUAAUUUUAGGCGUACCAUCAAUCUGCGUAGACCGCAUAUUGCAAACUUAUUGGUAUUAAGAUUUUAUUAACGCGUAAUGGAUCGUCAAAUCCAUUCAAGUGGUCAUGGUUCAUUUCGGAGCAGAGGCUCCACGUCUUCGACUGGAAGUGAUGCUCAGGAGAAAAUAAAGGAUUGCCUCCGAAAAUUUAUAGCUUUUAUGUUUACUCAAGUGGGUGUGGGUGCCCUUGUUGUGUGCUAUGCAAUACUCGGAGCUGCAAGUUUUAUGCAUAUUGAAAAAGAUUGUCCUGAUGAACAGCUUGAGAAUGUUAAGCAAUGGCGGAAAAGCUGUGUUGAACAACUGUGGAAUAUAACUAACAGAUAUAAUAUACUAAACCAGACAGCUUGGAUGUAUAAUAGCAAUGCUGUACUGAGAGUUUUCCAAAACAAUAUAACCUCGGCUGUACAUCUAGGCUACAAUGGCCGGAGUCCUGAAGACGUCUGGUCUUUUCCAGCUGCAUUGAUGUAUUCACUAUCUGUAUUCACGAUGAUUGGAUAUGGCAAUGUAAUUCCAAAAACAAUGUGGGGUAAAGUUGUAACUAUUGCCUAUGCCUGUUUUGGUAUUCCCAUUUAUGUUUUGUACUUUUGUAAUAUGGGGAAAGUUCUUGCUCAAACAUUUAAGUGGUUGUAUAUUACUGCACAUGAAUGCAGUCGCCACGAGGAUGCUCUUAUAGAAGAUGGUGAAAUACAGCCAAUAAAAAGAAAAGUCACUGUACCUUCAACAGCUUGUCUUUGGGUUAUUUCUUUUUAUAUUCUCACAGGGACUAUCAUGUUUGGUGCAUGGGAAAAAUGGAAUUAUUUAGAUUCAACAUAUUUUUGUGUUAUCAGUUUAUGUAAAAUUGGUUUUGGUGAUUUUGUGCCUGGAGCAAAUAUAGCAGAUUCAGCUGAAGGUUCUCACUUAAAGUUGGUCAUCAAUUUUAUUUAUGUCCUCCUGGGUAUGGGGUUAGUCGCUAUGUGCUAUAAUUUGAUGUGUGAGGAUGUGAGAGUCAAAGUGUGUGAAUUAAGAGAAGAAUUAAAGAACUGCUUAGACGAUAUCACUCUUAAGAUAACAGUGUGCAUGAACGACACUAAAUAUUACCAUCAAAAGCAAACUAGAAAUAUUAAGUGACAUUCAUGAUUUGAUACUGGAUCAUGGUUUCACUUAUGAGUUUUACUUUGUUUAGGUUUAUAAAGAUACCUAUUACACAUUAUAUUCCUCAUAAUUUUUUCUCUGAUGCUGAUGCAAGUGUGCAGAGGUGACCAUAUUCACUAUUUCCUGUGACCUGCCAGUGAUACUGUGAAUUUGUUUGUCGAGUUGAGACUGAGACUCAUAGUUUUAUUAACUGUAUCCCUUUAAACUUAAGGCAUGAUCGUGCUGCAAAGGAAUUGGUGUCAUUGCAAAUCUGCCAGCUUACUGCGCAAACAAGACUCCCACUGGUCACAUGUUGGUGUCAUGUCUCAAUUAUCAUUUACAAUAAUUAUUGAUGUCUUAUAGUGACAUCAUGGACAAAAUAAAGAAGAAGAUAAAUACCAUUAUAAAUUUAAUUUAAAGAAAUUAGAUAUAAAAUUAAUAUUGUUUUACCUAGCUAUAUAUAAUACACAAAUUUUAGAGAUAAACAAAUCAAUGUAGACACUUCCAUUACAUUACAUUAAAUGUCUUCCAGUUUAGAGCAUUUGUUGCCCCAUGUAGUAUGACAUCAUAAUCUAUAUAUAUAAAAAUGAAUUCCUGUUCAUUAGUCUCGCAAAAAUUCGAGAACGGUAGAACCGAUUUGGCUAAUUUUGGUCUUGAAUUGUUUGUGGAACUGCAGAGAAGGUUUAAAACGAAUUGAAUAAAUAUAAAAAUGCUCGGAAUUAAAUAAAAACAAACCUUUGAUGUGUCCCCCGUCUUGACAUUCAGAAAUCAAAUUGAAUGAAUAGUUUAAAAUGCAAUGGUGCAACCGAUAGCAAUUGAAUAUAAAAAUUAUUGUAGUACGAUAUAUUUUAUGUUCGAUUUAACAUUUGGUAGGUCUGAGAAUCGGUCGUCAUCUAUUUUUUACACCCUAAAAAAUUUAAUUAUUUAUUUUUUUCUUAUUACUUUAUGUAUGGCAAUACAACAUUUGCUGGGUCAGCUAGUAACCAAUAAAUAAGCAAGUAUAAGUUGGAAAUUGAUAUUUGUUACCAUUUAUUUAUUUCAAAUAAUGAUCAUUGACAUAUUAUCAGAAGAGCGAUGUGUACGUAGGGGUUGGUAGUGUGUUCGCAGCUGAUUUAUGUACCCCGCAGGGAGAUAGGAAGCUAAAAAGAGCACUGUCAUGGUCUAAACACUCAAACCUGUUUUUUUUCAGUUAGAAAUUGUCUUGACUCGGUGAGCCUAAUUAAGGGUUAAUGUUGGUUAAAAAAAAAACCUCUUGAUUUAUAUUAAAAUAAUAUAUCUACUCUGUUAGUUUAUGGUCUGACUUAUAUUUAAUUAAUAAUAAAACUAGUAUAAUAUGCCUUACUUUUGUUGCAAAUAUAAAUAUGUUAAUUUUAUUAUUUGUAAUCUCAAUAGAUGCUUGUACUUAUGCAUUAUUAUAGUUAAUUGUAAAUAAUUAUGCAAUUAUAAUAUUAUAUUAUUACUUUUUAAUUCGUCGAUUUCUUUCCUGUAUUGUUAAAGGUCACUU
Molecule: messenger RNA, 2741 nt
Organism: Leptidea sinapis
Lineage: Eukaryota; Metazoa; Arthropoda; Insecta; Lepidoptera; Pieridae
Product: TWiK family of potassium channels protein 7
Exons: 1
Coding region: 167-1234 (355 amino acids)
Biological process (GO): potassium ion transmembrane transport; stabilization of membrane potential
Cellular component (GO): membrane
Molecular function (GO): potassium ion leak channel activity
Source: RefSeq, a predicted model, not a curated record